Messenger RNA from Closterium sp. Naga37s-1, 1455 nucleotides. Lineage: Eukaryota; Viridiplantae; Streptophyta; Zygnematophyceae; Desmidiales; Closteriaceae. The record is from the annotation of a GenBank genome assembly.
GGCUACAGCAGCACGCUCCCUUCGGGGUGGGUGGGAGACUGUUUCAGUACAGUUGACAUGUCCUGCAACAAGAAGAUCAUCGGAGGGGGCUGGUUCUACGAGGGCUUUGCGAGUGGCGGCAACGCCCCCGACCUCACCGAGGACUGGCUCUCUCCGCGCGAUAGUUCAGGGCAUGGCACGAUGUGCGCGGGAGUGGCAGCGGGUAACAGCAAUGUGCAGCCCAACAUCGGAGAAGACACAGACAGGGCGAGCGGCAUGGCACCAGGAGCACGCCUCGCCAUCUACAAGGUGCUCUGGCAGUCGGGGGGUGGCAACAUUUAUGCCACCAGCCCAGACAUCUUCGCAGCCAUUGAUCAGGCUGUCGCCGACGGUGUGGAUGUGCUGAGCCUCGCGAUGGAACAAGCCAAUUCAGAUGAUACGUACUUUGACGACUUGCCAUUCAUCAGUGUCAAUGCGGCUGGGGUGUUUGUGGCACUUGCAGCGGGCAACAAGGGCCAUCCACACAGCACUGCACCCACGGGCUAUCGCACGCUCUGCAACUUCUCUCCCUUCUACCUAACCGUGGGCGCCAUCACCAUCUCUCGCAACGGUGCAUCCAUCUCCUCCACUACACCAACACCAGCAGCAGCAGAACUACCAGCUCCUACAGUACUCGAUUUCUCUUCCGCAGGUCCACUCGCCAGGCCCUCAGGUCCCAUUCCUACAGCCGCCCACCCCUCCAACGCCAUCCUCAAGCCCGACAUCAUCGCCCCGGGGGAUUCUAUCGUUGCUGCCGUUUCCACCAACGUUGUCGGCGAUGCGGGGGGGUUUUGGUGGAGCUCAGGGACGUCCCAGGCCACAGCUCAUGUCACUGGCAUUGCUGCUCUCAUCAUCCAGCAACAUCCUGAUUGGACCCCGGCGCAAAUCAUGUCGGCCAUGACGACUACAGCGCGGACUACGGAUACCAGAAAAAAGGCGAUUAAAACAUAUUACUGGGGUGCUGCGACGCCCUGGGAGAUGGGAGCAGGGCAUGUGGUGCCUGCUAGGGUGGUUAACCCCGGGUUAACCUAUGAUGCCGGGGAGCAGGACUUCAUAAACUUUCUUGCCGGGCAGGACUAUAACCGUGCGAGGGAUGAAUUUGGCACAGAUGUCAAAGCUCUUUCUGCGAGGAAUCUGAACCGGCCAGCCAUCUCGCUGCCCAAAGUGCGCAACAAGGCCAAAGUUAGGCGCACAGUAACGAAUGUCGCGGAUACAACGUCGACGUAUAAGGUGAGGAUCAAGAAACCUGCUGGAGUGGACGUGAGGGUGUCGCCAUCACGCUUCACAAUCGCCCCUGGACAGCGAAAGACUUUCAAGGUAACUGUGGUGGUGAGGUGGGCUUCGCAGUCUUUCAAAUUCGGCAGCAUCACGUGGGUGGAUGGCCACGGGCACUCUGUACGGUCCGUGUUGGCCGUCCAGCCGUUUAGUGUGUGGUAA